Molecule: messenger RNA, 906 nt
Organism: Adineta steineri
Lineage: Eukaryota; Metazoa; Rotifera; Eurotatoria; Adinetida; Adinetidae
Source: the annotation of a GenBank genome assembly
AUGUAUAAAAAAUCAAUAACUCGUAUUGAAAAAGAUAAUGAAACUAAUCAAGCUGAACUAAGCAAUCCAGCUCUACAUGAUAUUAUAGCAACAAAUCAUGUAGUAUUAGCAAAGAAACCACGCGAAGAACGAUUAUCACGAGCAUGUAAAGCUGUUAUUAUUAUGAUCAUUCUUGGAUUGAUUGCUAUUGGUAUUAUUAUAUUAACAGUUGCUCUUGCACAUUCUCGCAAUUCUUUAAUGGCGAUUGUAACACGAUCAGCUGAAACAAAUAUGUUCGAAACAUUAAACAAUACUCCAUCUCUUUUUAUAAAUCAUGAGAAUCUAACUACAAUAGCCAAUGAACAAGUAGAAAAUGAAAAUUGGCAAAAGACAACUGUCAAUUUGACAAGUAAUAAUUUACACACGUUAACAACUCAAAAUAUUCAUAUAUCAUCAUCAAUAAUGAGAACAAAACAACGAACUGAACAUAUUCCUCUCACUACACAAUCGAUGAAAUCUUAUCCAUCAUUGAGUACAAUAGCUAAUGAACAAUCUACAAUUUUCACUACUAUUCAAACAACAGUAUCUAAUGAAGAAAUAAUAUAUGUACCUAGUAGUCAUCAUUCUACAGCUACAAUGACAUCAGAUGCAGAUGGAAUAAUAACGACAAUGAAAAGUCAGGAAUAUACUUUGACGUCAUCCAAUAAUCCACAGACGAGUAUUUUUGACAGUACUUCGCCAUUAAUUCAAGAUAUUACGACGACAAUGCCUGAAGAAACAUCAUUUACUAUUUUUAUAACUCGCUAUUUUAAUAUUCAAUCAUCAACAAAAACUCCUACGGACAAUACAACGCAAAAAAGCAAAUUGGCUGAGAAACUUAAAGCUGAUAUAGAAGAAGACGCUAUGGACGAUCUUUUAUUUUCAUAA